Messenger RNA from Capsella rubella, 1883 nucleotides. Its product is annotated as protein HOTHEAD. Bases 1 to 1746 code for a protein of 581 amino acids. The transcript has 5 exons. The record is from RefSeq and is a predicted model, not a curated record. Gene Ontology annotation, molecular function: oxidoreductase activity, acting on CH-OH group of donors; flavin adenine dinucleotide binding. Lineage: Eukaryota; Viridiplantae; Streptophyta; Magnoliopsida; Brassicales; Brassicaceae.
AUGGAAUUUUAUAUAUUCCGAUUAUUUUGUUUUGUUGUCGUCGCAGUUUUCAUCUUCCACGACUCGUGUUAUUCCGAUAAAGCUGGUUAUUAUAGUUUUAUGAAAGAUGCAACAAUAGCACCAAAGUUGUCUCACUUCGACUAUAUAGUCAUCGGAGGAGGAACCGCCGGAUGUGCACUAGCCGCAACGCUUUCUCAAAACGCUACCAUUUUAGUACUAGAACGCGGUGGUUCCCCUUACGACAACCCAACGGCCACAGACAUCAACAACUUCGUAAACACACUCUUGAACAUAACUCCAAACUCUUGGACGCAGCUAUUCAUCUCCCAAGACGGUGUAUUCAACUCACGCGCUCGCGUUCUCGGCGGAGGCACGGUGAUAAACGCGGGGUUCUACUCGCGUGCUGAAGAUGACUUCGUGGCGGAAGCAGGAUGGGACAGUGACGAGGUCGAAGCGGCUUACGAGUGGGUCGAGAAGAAAGUGGUGUUCCAGCCCAAGGUUAAGGGAUGGCAAUCGGCGUUUAGAGACGGGCUUUUGGAAGCUGGAGUCACUCCGUACAAUGGUUUUACUUACGAACAUAUUUACGGUACGAAAAUUGGCGGUACGAUCAUUGACGAGAAUGGUCGGAGACACACGGCGGCGAAUUUGUUGGAGUAUGCUAAUCCGAAUAAGAUUGCUGUCUACUUGCAUGCUUCUGUUCAUAAGAUCCUCUUCACUACCAAAGAAAGUCCAAAGCCUAAAGCCAAAGGGGUCAUAUUCCGAGAUGCAAACGGAGUGUUCCACACAGCCAAACUAGUGGAUCAGGACGCAAUGAACGAGGUGAUCUUAUCAGCGGGUGCAAUCGCAAGCCCGCAACUAUUGAUGUUGAGUGGUGUAGGUCCAAGAUCCCAUCUUGCAGCCCAUGGAGUGAAUCCAAUUAUCCUAGAUCACCCCAUGGUGGGAAAAGGAAUGGGUGAUAACCCCAUGAACCCUGUUUUAGUCCUUUCACCUAAACCUGUAGAAGUGUCCCUUGUCCAAAUCGCGGGAAUCCCACAUUUUGGUAGUUAUAUUGAAGGUUUAAGUGGGUUAAGUCUCUCUAUUAGUUUGACCCAUAGCUUCUUUAAUGGUGUUCUAAAUCUUCUCAAUGAGAUAAAACUCCCUACCAAAACCCUCUCGAACUUUUUCAAAUCUUUGGACUUUCGAUUCAACGUGACGGCACAAGCGGGUGGGAUGGUUAUGAAAGUAUAUGGACCGCUCUCGCGAGGUCACUUGGAGCUGCGGAACACGAAUCCAGAUGAUAAUCCUUCAGUGACAUUCAACUACUACCAAGAGCCAGAGGAUUUGAACAAUUGUGUUAAAGGACUUAGUGCGUUGAUUAAAGUGAUAGAUUCGAAGGGAUACUCCAAGUAUAAAUUCCCUGGAGUGACCGGACGUGGACUGUUGGAUCUCAUUCUUCUCCUUCCCAACAAUUUGAGGCCAAGACACAUAACCUCGACGUUCGACUUGAAACAGUUUUGUAAAGACACAGUGAUGACUCUUUAUCAUUACCAUGGAGGUUGUCAAGUUGGAAAAGUGGUGGACAAUGAUUACAAAGUAUUAGGGAUUGAUGGUUUGAGGGUCAUUGAUGCAUCCACAUUUCUUAAGACCCCGGGGACUAAUCCUCAAGCCACGAUCAUGAUGCUCGGAAGGUAUAUGGGGCAGAAGAUUCUCCGAGAGAGGGCGGCUUCUCAGGGAAAUGAAGAAGAAACAACAAAAAUCGAAUUGUAGAAGUUCUCAAUAAGAUAAUCCAUGGAAGAAAGUAAAAAAUGAAGCGAUGAGCUCGAUAAUUACAAAUAUACUUAUGCAAGAAGAGAUCUUUCUCAUUAGUGACCAGUUAUAUAUGUACACUUGUUCAUAUAUAUGAU